This is a messenger RNA of Peronospora belbahrii, 1446 nucleotides long. The record is from the annotation of a GenBank genome assembly. Lineage: Eukaryota; Oomycota; Peronosporomycetes; Peronosporales; Peronosporaceae.
AUGCCCGAGUAUUUAGUGUACUUCGUGCAUCAACACUUUAGUUUCCGCUACCCGGAACUCGAAGCUUUGUUAACAAUGCAACAUCUUCCUGGUGUGAUUGAUACGGUAUUAAAAGAUCCAGAGACUGGAACUUUACCAGAACCUGAAUGCUCACCACUUGUGCGCUUGCAAUUGCCAUCAGUGGAACACGCCAGGUUUCUUUCCGAACGUGGAAUCCUCGUUAAGGGUGUAUAUGAAGUGUGGGGCCACACAAGUAAUGAAGGUGGCUACGAUGAGCUUGUGACGUCUAUAGAAAACUUCCAAGGAUCUCAUAAGCAGCAGAUGCUGCAGGAUACGCAGCGCUCGUGGCGCAUUAAUGUGAGCGUAUUUGGCAAGAAACUUAGUAUGGACGAGCAGCAAACACGACGUGAACGAUUUCGUGACGCGUUGCCCUUUGCUGGACCUGUACAGAUGAAAAAUCCGGACGAGACGUUUCUAGCUCUAGAGGAAUUGGAACUGGAUCAGGAUCUGCAUCCGAAUGUUAAGCCCAAACAGAUUUUUUUCUUGCGUGAACUAGCAGGCAGCGAAAAAAAUCGAGGACGUGGCGGUGCUCGAGAUCUUGUUGACCAACAAACGCUUAAGCGUAGAGCGUACAUUGGCCCCACUUCGAUGGAGUCAGAGAUGGCGUUAUUGAUGAGUAAUAUGGCCCUGGUGCAGCCAGGAGACUUGGUGAUCGACCCGUUUGUAGGUACUGGAAGUGUCUUGAUUCCGUGCGGAACUCAUGGUGCCAUGUGCUACGGCACAGACAUUGACAUUCGGGUCCUUCUUGGAACUGGAGUCGGUGUAUCAGGCGCCAAGGUCGUUGAUGGUGAGACGCGCGUCAAUGUUGUCACCAACUUCAAACAGUACGGUCUGCCACUUCCGGAGCUUCUACGCGCUGACAAUUCCGUGUCACCUCUUGUGACGCGAUGCCGUGGUUUUUUCGACGCAGUAGUUUGCGAUCCGCCGUAUGGUAUUCGCGCUGGUGCUCGCAAAAGUGGACGAAAGCGUCCGAUCAAAAAUGGGAUGACCAUCGCUGUCAAACAAGCAAAUUACAUUGCGCCCACGCAGCCGUACGCCGCAGAAGAUGUUAUGACGGAUCUAAUGGAAUUUUCAGCUCAGACGUUGCGUGAGGGCGGUCGACUGGUGUACCUCUUGCCUACGACCUACGAAUACACUGAUGCUGAUUUACCACGCCACCCUUGCUUGCAGUUACUUGCUAAUUCAGAGCAGAAACUGACCAAGAAGUACGCAAGACGCCUCAUUACUAUGGUCAAGCGUACUCCAAUUGCAGCGGAGAUGGAUGCGGCUGUAAAUAUAGCGACAUUUGCAAAGAACAACCCACGUGAUGUAAGUUUUGCGAACCUGCGAGAAAAAAUUCGGAAGCGAAAGUCCGACGACGUCGAAGUGCUCCAUAUCACUCAAUAG